AUGAAAGACCAUAGUAUUAGGAUGAUUUCCUUAAAUAUAAGAUCGCUAAGUGACAAACUCACAAUUCUUAGGCAAACUAUAAACGAUCAACGAUACGACAUCCUCCUUCUACAAGAAACUCACUUGAAAGAAACGGAAAAAAUUCACCUUUUCAAUAUUUAUUCACCACAUAAUAAUAAAGUUUUUUACAUAGAGCUGGAAAAUAUCUUAAAAGAACUACCUCAUCAAGAUAGUAUCAUAUUAGCUGGCGAUUUCAAUGCCUCGGUUGGGAAGCCUAACAAUUCUACCUGCCUCGGGAACGCCACUCUAGUACAAAGUACGAACACUAAUGGCAAAAAACUAAUAGAAAUCUGUGAACACUUCAAUUUGAAAAUAGGAAAUACCUUCUUCAAUCAUCCUAACCAUCACACCAUGACCUACAAAAGCCCAUCUUUUGGCACUACCUCACAAAUUGAUUUCUUUGUAAUUUCCAACAAUAUAUUUAAGUGGGUGAAGGACAUCAAAGUCAUCAGCAAACUGAACUUCACCUUAUUUACGGACCAUUACCCACUAGGAUGCGAGCUAAGGAUAAAAAAUACCAUUUUUCCAAACCGAAAUCAACAUAGCCCAUCUUAA
Gordionus sp. m RMFG-2023 is the source of this 615-nucleotide messenger RNA. RefSeq lists its product as uncharacterized. Gene Ontology annotation, cellular component: nucleus. Bases 1 to 615 code for a protein of 204 amino acids. Gene Ontology annotation, biological process: chromatin remodeling. Lineage: Eukaryota; Metazoa; Nematomorpha; Gordioida; Chordodea; Parachordodidae. The transcript is spliced from 2 exons. Gene Ontology annotation, molecular function: catalytic activity. The record is from RefSeq and is a predicted model, not a curated record.